Molecule: messenger RNA, 3510 nt
Organism: Arachis stenosperma
Lineage: Eukaryota; Viridiplantae; Streptophyta; Magnoliopsida; Fabales; Fabaceae
Product: protein TIC 214-like
Exons: 1
Coding region: 106-573 (155 amino acids)
Cellular component (GO): membrane
Source: RefSeq, a predicted model, not a curated record
GGUUGAAAAAUCAUUAUAUAAAUAUAUGGAUUUAAAAUUAGAUAAUAAUCCGGAGAUUGCAAUAGAUAAUAAAAAACAGAAGAUAAUAAAAAACAGAGGUUUGCGAUGAUUUUUCAAUCUUUUAUACUGGAUAAUCUAGUAUACUUAUGCAUGAAGAUAAUGAAUUCGGUCGUUGUGGUCGGACUCUAUUAUGGAUUUCUGAGCACAUUCUCCAUAGGGCCCUCUUAUCUCUUCCUUCUUCGAGCUCGGAUUAUGCAAGAAGGGACCGAGAAGAAACUAUCAGCAACAGCUGGGUUUAUUACGGGACAGCUCAUCAUGUUCAUAUCGAUCUAUUAUGCGCCUUUGCAUCUAGCAUUGGGUAGACCUCAUAUAAUAACUGUCAUACCUCUACCCUAUCUUUUAUUUCAUUUCUUCGGCAAUAAUAAAAAAAACUUUUUGAAUUAUGGGGACAAGAAAAAGAAUUCAAUACGUAAAUUUAGCAUUCAAAGAAUAUUCUUUACUAAUCUUAUUUUUCAGUUAUUUAACCCCCUUGUCUUACCAAGUUCCAUAUUAGUCAGAUUAGUAAACAAAUAAAAAAAGAGAGCAAAUUACUAAAAGAAUGAAUAAAAAAGAUAAUAAUAUAUAUAUAUAUGAAGAAAUUCGUCCACCCCCAAUAUAUUUUAUGGCCUCUCCCAUAAAAAAACUUAAGAUACCAAUUCCAUUUGGAAUUGCAUCAAUUACUUGUCUAUCAAUAUAAUGAUUUAUUUUAGCGAAUUUUCUUACAUUUGUAAUGAAAAAACUUCCAUAAAAAGCAUCCAGAUAACCACGAUUAGAUGACCAAUCAUAUAUGGCAUUGAUUAUUUUUUCUAGAAUUUUUGUUUUACGAACAUUUUUUUCAAAUAUAUUUUUUAAGUUCAAAUUUUGUAAAACCGAAUAAACGGGCUUAUAGAUAAAAGACGCUAUAAAUAUUCCGAAAAAAGACAGACUGACCGAAAAAGUUGCAUUUGUUAAAAAUUCAAACCAAUCGAAAGAAUUUUGAAAAUUUUGAUGCAACAGGUCUAUAGAAGGGAUUAACAAUUUGGAUAAUAUAUCCAAAUUUGUUCCUUCUUGGCUAAAAGAGAUUCCUAUUACUCCAACCAACAAAGUAAAUAAUACUAAUAUAAACAUAGAAAAAAGCAUAGUAUUGGUGGAUUCAUGAGGAUAAAAAGGAGAAGGCUUUUUAGUAUCAAAAUGAGUAGUAUCAAUAAGAAGACGUGUUAUGCUUUUGACAUUUUGAUUAAUUCUAUGGAAAUAUGCCCUCUUGUUAAAAAAAAGAUAUUUCUGGUCAUUAUUUAUUAAUGUUAAUAAAUCUAUUAAAUAAAAUCUUUUGUUUACUUUUUGUUUUCUUUCUUUACCCCACAAAGAUAUUGAAUAUAAUGAAUUUUUUUUUUUGCCAUUGAGAUUUUGAAAAUGAACAUUGAAAUAUCCUUCAAAAACAAGUAAAUAGAUGCGAAACAUAUAAAAUGCGGUUAAUCCAGCUGUAAAAUAAGCUAAUAUUGCAAAAAUUGGCGAAUACAACCAACUAUCAUUAAGAAUCAGAUCUUUGGACCAAAAACAAGCAAAGGGUGGAAUACCACAAAGAGAGAGCGUACCUAUUAAAAAAGCUGUUUUUGUAAUUGGCGUAUGUUUUGUUAACCCACCCAUAAGAACCAUAUUUUGACUUUUUUCUGGAGAAUAUCCAACAAUAGUUUCCAUUGAAUGAAUAAUUGAUCCAGAUCCUAAGAACAACAAUGCUUUUGAAUAAGCAUGAGUAAUUAAAUGAAAUAGAGCAGCUCGGGAAGAUCCCAUACCUAGAGCUAACAUUAUAUAACCCAAUUGAGACAUUGUAGAAUAGGCCAAAUUUCUCUUAAUAUCUUUUUGAGCAAUAGCUAAAGUAGCUCCCAAAAAUAAUGUUAUUAUACCAAUGAAAGCUAUUCCAUUCAUUAUGGUAGGUAUAGCUAUGAAAAGAGGAAGAAGUCUAGCUACAAGAAAGAUUCCCGCCGCUACCAUAGUAGCAGCAUGUAUAAGAGCAGAAAUUGGAGUAGGCCCCUCCAUAGCAUCCGGUAACCAUACAUGAAGGGGAAAUUGGGCAGAUUUAGCUACGGAACCGCAAAAUAACAAUAGGGCACACAAAGUAACAAAAAAAACAUUAAGAUAAUUAUUAAAAAUCAAGUUAUUGAAUAUUUGAAACAAAUCCCGAAAUUCCAAACUACCCGUUAUCCAAUAAAGACCUAAAAUACCUAAUAAUAAACCAAAAUCCCCUACACGAUUAGUUACAAAUGCCUUUUGACAAGCAUUUGCUGCAAUAGGACGUGUAAACCAAAAACCUAUUAAUAGAUAAGAACACAUUCCAACUAAUUCCCAAAAGAUAUAAAUUUGGAUCAAAUUCGAACUAGUAACUAAUCCCAACAUUGAAGCAUUAAAAAAACUCAUAUAAGCAAAAAAUCUCAAAUAUCCUUGAUCGUGAGACAUAUAAUUAUCACUAUAAAUAAGAACCAAAAUGCCAACAGUAGUGAUUAAUAUUAACAUAAUAAGGGUAAGUGAAUCGAUCAAGUAACCAAAUUCUAAAGAAAGAUCAUUAUUUAUAGUCCAAGACCACACAUAUUGAUAGAUGAAACUCUUAUUGUUAUUUAUUUGAUCGAUCGACAGCGCGACGGAAAAAAGCAUAACUAUACCUAACAAUAAAAUACUGAGAAAAGCCCACCUACGUCGAAGAUUUUUUGUUGCUGUGGGAAAAAAUAGAAGUCCCGCCCCUAUCAACAUAGGAACUGGAAGCGGAAUGAAAGGUAUGAUCCAUAAAGAUUGAUGUGUAUAUUCCAUAAAAAAAGAAUAAAAGAUAAAAUAUUUUUUUUCCUAAUGAGUUUUGUUUCUUAUUCGUCGGUUUUAUCUCUUUUGUAAAGGCUUCAGUUAAUAAAAAAAAAAAGAGUGAACAUAUAAAUAGAAUUAUUUAUUUUUCUGAAUCUUUGCACAAUACUUCUAAUAUUUCCGAAUAUUUCAAAGUACUAAAAAAGGUCGAAUAAACAAAUUCAAAUUCCUAAUACACUUUUUUUAAUAUUUGUAUUUUAGUAAAAAAUUCUCAUAAAACGAAAUUUGUCAAAUCAAAUAAAAACAUUCGUUUAUUUUGUUUGAUAUGCAGUAAAAUUAAAUUCAUAUGACAUGACCCAAUCGAAUAAAUAAGAAUUUUUUUCUUUUAUUUCAAAAGCAUUAGUUUUUUCGAAGUAAUUUCUUUUUUUACAUUAAACAGAUAUCUAUGUUUGGCAAAAUUUUGAAAAAAGUGUUAUAAUAUUCAAAGUUUUACUUUAGAUAGAAAGAUAGAAAAAAAGAGGGGAUAAAAAAAAAUGGCUAAUUAAUCAAAUAAAAGAACUAUUUGUUUUACGGAACAGAAGAUAUGUCUUUCACAUGACUUGUAGCAAUAAAAAAACUAUAUCAGUUGCAUGGCAGUUCCAAAGAAACGCACCUCGAGAUCCAAAAAAAAAAUCCGAAAAACUCUUUGGAAAAGGAGAGGUUUUUGGA